AUGCCAGUUCUCAGCCUUGAUGCUGAGUCAGAAACAGGUAUCCCAAAAUCCCUUUGUGGUGAUCUUCUCCUAGAAACCAUGGAAGAACUGGAGCAUACUUGUCCCCAGCCACGCUCGACUCUUGCCAUACCUGCUCCAUUUGCUGUUGACACAAUCUGCCAAUGCCAAGCUCCACAUGAGAAAUUAACCAUUGCACAGGCCCAUUUAGGAACACCGGUUGACCGACCUGUCAGGGUGUAUGCGGAUGGAAUCUUUGAUCUCUUCCACUCAGGUCAUGCAAGAGCCCUUAUGCAAGCCAAGAACCUGUUCCCAAACAGUUACCUGCUAGUUGGAGUUUGCAGUGAUGAGCUAACUCACAAGUACAAAGGUUUCACAGUAAUGAAUGAGAAUGAACGCUAUGAGGCUCUCCGCCAUUGUAGGUAUGUGGAUGAAGUGAUCACCGAUGCACCGUGGACGCUGACCCCAGAAUUUUUAGAGAAACAUAAGAUUGAUUUUGUGGCACAUGAUGACAUCCCAUAUUCAUCAGCAGGUUCUGAUGAUGUCUACAAACACAUAAAGGAGGCAGGCAUGUUUGUACCAACACAGAGGACAGAAGGUAUCUCAACGUCAGACAUAAUCACUAGAAUCGUCCGUGAUUAUGAUGUUUAUGCCAGGCGCAAUCUCCAGAGGGGAUACACUGCAAAGGAGCUAAAUGUUAGCUUUAUAAACGAGAAAAAAUACAGAUUUCAAAACCAAGUUGAUAAAAUGAAAGAAAAAGUGAAAAAUGUGGAAGAAAAAUCCAAAGAAUUUGUCUACAAGGUGGAAGAAAAGAGUCAUGACUUAAUCCAGAAGUGGGAGGAGAAGUCAAGGGAGUUUAUUGGAAAUUUUCUAGAGCUGUUUGGUCCUGAUGGUGCCUGGAAGCAGAUGUUUCAGGAGAGGAGUGGGAGGAUGCUUCAAGCACUAUCUCCAAGACAGAGUCCUUCAAGCAGUCCAACCCGAGAACGUUCUCCAUCUCGUUCUCCUUCGCCUAUAGUGCCAUGGAUGCUAAAUAAGCCCUCGCCACCAUUAUCACCCAAAGGUGCAACCUCUGCUUCAAUCAGCAGUAUGAGUGAAGGAGAUGAAGAUGAAAAGUAA
Molecule: messenger RNA, 1113 nt
Organism: Bufo gargarizans (Asiatic toad)
Lineage: Eukaryota; Metazoa; Chordata; Amphibia; Anura; Bufonidae
Gene: PCYT1B
Product: phosphate cytidylyltransferase 1B, choline
Exons: 8
Coding region: 1-1113 (370 amino acids)
Biological process (GO): CDP-choline pathway
Molecular function (GO): phosphatidylcholine binding; choline-phosphate cytidylyltransferase activity
Source: RefSeq, a predicted model, not a curated record